GGGGGAUAUCGAGGGAUGCGCGGGCAGGGCCGGGAAGGCAAACCGCAAAGGUGCUUCGCCGGGUACGGGAACGUCCUCGCACCUCCACUGCCCGUCCGGAGCGGGCGAGUUAGCGGGCAGGGAGGAGAACUGCUGCACCCGAAUGCUCAGGGAAGAGUUGGGUCGCCGGUGCCGGCGGAAGAAGCCGGCGGGGGGCGCGGCGGGGGAGGGACGGCAGCACCUGCCGGGCCAGCGGCGGGGCUGCCCAGCCCCGUGCCCGCGCCCUCCUUCGCUCCCGCCCGCCCCAGUGCUCAUGCGCCCGCCGGAGGUUUAAAGCGGGAGCGGCGGCUGCCGGCGGCCGUACCGCUCGGCGGAGGUGCGGGCAGCGCGCAGGGACGGUGCGGUGACCCGGCCGGCACGCCGCUCUCCGCCGCUCUCCUGCGCUCAGCUCUGCGCUGCCCCGCGGUGCGGCCGCGCCCCGCCGCCAUGUGGCUCUCGGCCCUGCUCCUCGGCGCCUUCCUGCUCUCCGGCCCGGUGCGCGGCAGCGACGGCUCGGCUUCUACUGCUAUCACAUGCUUUACAAGAGGACUUGACCUUAGAAAGGGGACAGAAGAUGUCCUUUGCCCAGCAAACUGUCCUCUGUGGCAAUUUUAUGUCUUUGGGGAUGGAGUUUAUGCCUCUCUUUCGAGUGUCUGUGGAGCUGCCAUACACAGAGGAGUGAUUACCAAUGCAGGAGGAGCUGUAAGGGUACAGACUCUCCCAGGACAGGAAAACUACCCUGCUGUAAAUGCCAAUGGGAUCCAGUCUCAGGUGCUCUCUAGAUGGGCUUCAUCUUUCUCAGUGACUGCAGGCACCAAGAACACAGCACUUGAAUCUGUUGGACGAUCAGUGUCAACAGCACGUCCUUCUACAGGUAAAAGACCUAAGAAGACUCUUGAUAAAAAGGCUGGAAACAAAGACUGUAAAGCUGAUAUUGCAUUUCUCAUUGAUGGAAGCUACAACAUCGGCCAACGUAGGUUUAACUUGCAGAAAAACUUUGUUGGAAAAGUAGCUGUAAUGCUGGGAAUUGGAACAGAAGGGCCUCAUGUUGGAGUUGUACAGGCCAGUGAACAUCCAAAAAUUGAAUUCUAUCUGAAAAACUUUACUGCUGCAAAAGAAGUUUUGUUUGCCAUAAAGGAGUUAGGGUUCAGAGGAGGCAAUUCUAAUACAGGGAAAGCUUUGAAGCACACAGCUCAGAAAUUCUUCUCUGUGGAAAAUGGAGCACGGAAAGGAAUUCCCAAGAUCAUUGUAGUGUUUCUGGAUGGCUGGCCCUCAGAUGAUCUAGAAGAAGCCGGCAUAGUAGCCAGAGAAUUUGGAGUCAACGUGUUCAUUGUGUCUGUAGCAAAACCCACAACAGAGGAGCUGGGAAUGGUACAAGACAUUGGUUUUGUUGACAAAGCUGUCUGUCGAAACAAUGGUUUCUUCUCUUACCAAAUGCCCACCUGGUUUGGUACUACCAAAUAUGUAAAACCUCUUGUCCAAAAACUGUGUUCACACGAGCAGAUGUUGUGUAGCAAGACUUGCUACAACUCCGUCAACAUUGGUUUCCUGAUAGACGGUUCCAGCAGCGUUGGAGAGAGCAACUUCCGCCUCAUACUUGAAUUUGUGAGCAAUGUGGCAAAGGCUUUCGAGAUCUCUGACAUCGGCUCCAAGGUGGCAGCCGUGCAGUUCACCUAUGACCAGAGAACCGAGUUCAGCUUCACAGACCACGUCACUAAAGAAAAGGUCCUCUCGGCCAUCCGCAACAUCCAUUACAUGAGCGGCGGCACUGCUACUGGCGAUGCCAUUUCUUUCACAACCAGGAAUGUGUUUGGGCCAGUGAAAGAUGGACCUAACAAGAAUUUCCUCAUUGUUCUGACUGAUGGUCAAUCUUAUGAUGAUGUUAGAGGACCUGCUGCAGCUGCACAAAAAGCAGGAAUAACAGUCUUCUCUGUUGGUGUUGCCUGGGCACCUCUGGAUGAUCUGAAAGACAUGGCUUCUGAACCAAGAGAAUCUCAUACUUUCUUCACCAGGGAGUUCACAGGAUUGGAGCAGAUGGUUCCUGAUAUAAUUAGAGGCAUCUGUAAAGAUUUUUUGGACUCUAAACAAUAAAGCAAAAAAAUCUGCUGUUCACUAUUACUAUUUGAAACUAAAAAUCAUGAAAUUGAAAUGGUCCCUCUAAAGUACAGAUGUUUUAUUCUUAUAUAUGCUAUCAUAAUACAGAGAAAGAAGAAGGGCUACUUUUUGUUUCUGUAAUCAAAGAUUCUUUUGAGCUUGUUAGAAGUUGUACUUGGUACUGAAGUGCAGAAUUUGGCCAACAGUUAAUAUUUUCAACAAGCAUAGAGCAUCCCAAAGCUAAAAGCUUUGCAUAUUGUGCACUUAAGAAUAGCAGAUACUCAGAGGAAAUAAUACAGCUCUGACAUUUUUUCUGCCACUUGCUAGAUACCUUCUUAUGAGUUAAAAAUAAUAUAACUUCAAAUACAAGGUACUAUGUUCUAUAAGCUUUCUGUAGUUUACAAUUCUGUAUCUUUUCAAAGAGUUCUGCUGCUAACAUGAAGUACUUUCAGCGCUCCUGUUGUGCAACAUCCACUAUUGCCAGGCAGCUUAAGAAAAGUUAUGACAGAUUGUAGCUGAAAGAGUCUAUUUUUACUAGUUGGUGUUUUGCUAUUGUGAAGGAUAUUGCCAUCUGGUUGGCAAAAUUUACAUCAAAAGUCAUUUAACUUCUACCCACAGAUUUCUGUGGAUCUAUUUGGUUGGUUCUUUUGGCACAGACUUUGAAAUGUAUUUAAGGCACAGUAGUUCUUUGAGGAUAUGGAUCCUAACAUAUUAGCUACUACUACUGCUUUCUGCACUACUGAAGUCAACAGUGAUAUUCCAAAUAUAACUGACAACCGGAUAUUUCCUGUCUGCUGCCUUGUACUGUCUUGAUUUGACAAAGUUGUUAUUGGCCAGACAGUUGGAGACAGGAAUCUUGGGCCAAGAGAUUAAAUUAGACCACACACUGGGAACUGAAACAUUCAAAUUCAAGUCCAGAGGUAUCUCAAACCUUGAAACCUAACUGAUCUAUAUCAGAUUACAUGGUUAGAAAAGAAGAGACUAGGCAGACACAUUAAGUGGGAUUUAGUAGUUCACAGAAUAACAACUUCAUAAUGGUAGUAAAAACAUCUUUAUAGAUGUGUGAGGUUUUCUGAAGAUGAAACAAUCAUUUUCUUGAAAAAGGCUUUUAUUUGAUUACAUACCUAGUAAUGUUGAUAUAUUUAUAUGCACACACGUGGUUAAAAUGACAUGAUAUUCACCAAGUUAUUCCAGAGUCCUGGUGUGAAUAACAUACUCCAAAUAUUCUUUAGAAAAUAAAGGGGGUUUUCAAGUAAAAUGAAUAGUAGAAAACAAAAAGGCAUUUUCCGUAUCAAUCUGGGGUUUCCCUUUUUUCCUCUCCCACACUAUUGAUUGUAAAAUUUCUAGUAGUUAUGGAGUGGCACAGAAGGGAUUGUAUUCACUGGGCUUUUGCUGUGCACUUUUUAAUAACUUAUAACUGGCUAUAUAUUACUCUAAACAUAAAUGGCAAAGAUGCCUUGUAUUUUUCUAGUAAUUGUUAUUCUUAAUUUUGUGUUUUAUCUAUAGAUAAGAGUAUUAAGCUUUUGCUGUAUAAAUUCAUAUGCUGUAUCAAAUUUGUGCAAAAAUUUAGUUUGUAAACUUUUUAUAGAAAUACAUAUUGCAAGAAAACUGGGACUGCUGCUAUAUGUUUUAAUAUCUCAUAAUAUAGUCUUUUUAUGAUGAACCUCAUGUAGUAUAGCUUGAGUAAGUUGUAUGUGAUGCUUCCUAACUGUAUUAUCUUAAAUCCCAAAUCAUCCACAAAUAAUAAGGGUAUUAUUUUUACAAAUACUUUAAUUUGAAUGAGUGAAUAUCAAAGUUUUAGUCAUUGUUCAUAUUAGGUAUGAUGCUAGUUAAAUCUUCUGAGUAUAAAUUGUGUGCUGGCUGAUAGAAUCAGA
Molecule: messenger RNA, 3986 nt
Organism: Corvus hawaiiensis (hawaiian crow)
Lineage: Eukaryota; Metazoa; Chordata; Aves; Passeriformes; Corvidae
Gene: COCH
Product: cochlin
Exons: 11
Coding region: 16-2109 (697 amino acids)
Source: RefSeq, a predicted model, not a curated record